GCUAAAGGGUGUGUGGAGGUGACAUGGCGGGUUCCUCGUUCUCUGGUGACCUACAUCCAGAACUCUGUCAAGCCCAGCAGUCAGAGCAUGAUGGAGCAUCACGUCACCACUCUCACCAUUGAUGGAUUCAUAGUCUACGACUCAUCUUUUGCCAUGCAUAAUGAGCACAAGGUGAUUCGACUACAACUUCAAGCUAUAGCGUCACACAUUAGCCUCUUGCUGGAGGAGAUGUCCCCAAAUGCAGAUGAAGUUGUGCCAUACCUGCUGCAGCGAAGGCUGCUUACUCAAAUACAGGCUGCAGAAGUUUGCGAGGAGACCAGUCCAGUAGAGAAAGGGCGGUUUAUAGUUCAAGCAAUUAUGGAUUAUGACCGUAAUUUGGCUGGAAGACUCCCUACUUUGUGUGAAGCCUUGAACUGUGCUGGGCACCGGCAUAUUGCAGGAAAACUUCUUAACAAGUUCCAGAGUCUCCUGAAGGGUGAGGCAGUCUCCCACCAACAAGAGGAAGAUGAAGUCAUGAUCUCUGGAGAGUCAAGUACCCAGCCCUCUCCUCCUCCUCCAGAUAGCCACCUCGUCACUGCUCAAUUGGAGGGUUCUAUCCUCACAAGAGCACAGUACAACACCAUACAUAGCCUCACCAGCUCCUUUCUCGGUAUCCCCACUAGUGAUCUGGUGUAUGAUGGUCACACCCUCGAUCCUCUCACUCUUCACUGGCACUACUAUACUAUUUGUCGGUCGUUAAUUUCUCUCUCUCAUUACAAUGCAAUGGCACAGGAGGGUAUUAGAAAACUUGUGAAUGGAGAGGAGAUUAUCGUUCUUCAUUUAAAUAAUGGGUGA
Molecule: messenger RNA, 834 nt
Organism: Geodia barretti
Lineage: Eukaryota; Metazoa; Porifera; Demospongiae; Tetractinellida; Geodiidae
Source: the annotation of a GenBank genome assembly